GUCACAUGAGAGAUGUCACAUGACCAGGAGGAGGCGAACACAGCCCGGCAGGAGGAGGAGGAUGUCAUGUGACAGUCACAUGACAGCCAGGAAGCAGAGCUGGAGAAGCAGGAGGCGCUGUCACCAUGCCUCAGAGGCUCUCUGUGGAGAAGCAGGCCUACUCGGUGCCUCUAAUCCAGCCAGACCUGCGGAGGGAAGAAACCAUACAACAGAUCACCGACACCCUGCAACACCUACAGACCGUGUCCAAUGACAUCUUCAACAGGAUCCUCCAGAGGGUGGAGACAAACAGAACGCAGCUCAGAAACAUCAACAAUCGAGUCAGCCUGGCACAAGCCAAGAUAGAGAAGAUCAAAGGCAGUAAAAAGGCUAUUAAGGUUUUUUCAAGUGCCAAGUACCCAGCCCCUGACCGCCUUCAGGAAUACACAUCUAUUUUUUCUGGUGCAGAAGAUCUGUUUUCUGAGAAAAGGCCACGACACAAAAUCCAGAGCAAGCACCGUCCUUUGGAUGAACAAGCCUUGCAGGAGAAGUUGAAGUAUUUCCCAGUAUAUGUCAGCUCCAGGGCUCAGGAGGAAGAGGGAGCAGAGGAAGGACUGGGCAGUCUGCCUCGAAACAUCAAUUCUGCUAGCUCUCUUUUACUCUUCAACACAACUGAGAAUCUCUAUAAGAAAUAUGUCUUUCUGGACCCCCUGGCCGGGGUGGUCACCCGCACUAACCAAGCAACCGAGGGUGAGGAUGGGGAUCGGCUAUUUGAUGCACCCUUCUCUAUCACCAAGAGAGAACAAUUAGAGCGACAGACAGCAGAGAAUUACUUCUAUGUCCCAGACCUGGGCCAAGUCCCGGAGAUUGAUGUCCCGUAUUACUUGCCAGACCUACCAGGAGUGGCUGAUGACCUUAUGUACAGUGCUGACCUCGGCCCUGGAAUUGCUCCAUCAGCUCCAGGAGGUCCUAUCCCUGAACUUCCGACCUUCAGCACCGAGGUUUUAGAACCUUCCAAGACAGAUGCUCAAGACGGACAUCUCCUCCCACCACCGCCGCCGCCUCCUCCUCCUCCGCCACCUCCCCCUCCACCACCUGCUCCACCUUCUUUGUCACCACCUGCGCCACCGCCAAUGCAGCCAAUCAUCAGAACGCCUACGCACACAGGAGCGGAAAGCAAGAAUGUCAAUCAAGCUGCGGUUCAGGAAUCACCAAGUGAAGUGGUCAAACCAUCUGAUGGCAGGGCAUCGCUGCUGGAAUCCAUCCGCCAGGCGGGAGGAAUAGGAAAAGCCAAUCUGCGUAAUGUGAAGGAGAAGAAGCUGGAAAAGAAGAAAAUGAAGGAGCAGGAACAAGUGAUUGCCACAGGAGGUGGAGGAGAUCUCAUGUCCGAUCUGUUUAAUAAGCUGGCGCUAAGGAGAAAAGGUAUUUCUGGAAAGGGGCCAGCGGCCGGAAAUGCAGACUCUCCAGCAGGAGCUUUUGCCCGAAUCUCAGACACCAUCCCACCCAUGCCCCCACCACAAGUGAUGUCAGGGGAUGGCGAUGAAGAUGAGUGGGAAUCUUGAAAGCAGUUUGUAAAUUUUCAUUAGUAGAACCAGCUACUGGUGAUUUAGAUCCAGCACUAAGAAUGGACCUGGGACCAUAACCUCACCAAAAAACUAUACUAUAGUGCUAAUCAUUGGAUUACAUUUUGUUUGAGGCUUCCAGAUGUUGGCUUUGUAAAGGUUUAUCAUAUUAAGGAGGUACAGGAGAGAAUGUUUUUUUUUUUUUUUUUAUAUAAUCUUGAAAAAUGUUCCAUUAAAAGCAACUAUCAAUGGUCUAGCAAAUACUUUUCCUUUACCCGACUACCUUCCAGAAAUGUAUAAAAAUACUGCAUAUGGUACAUCAGUAGAUGGAAUAAAUAUAUGAAGUAUAUGUGCUUA
Messenger RNA from Rana temporaria (common frog), 1898 nucleotides. RefSeq names its product WASH complex subunit 1 (gene WASHC1). Gene Ontology annotation, molecular function: alpha-tubulin binding; gamma-tubulin binding. Bases 126 to 1541 code for a protein of 471 amino acids. Gene Ontology annotation, biological process: exocytosis; Arp2/3 complex-mediated actin nucleation; retrograde transport, endosome to Golgi. Gene Ontology annotation, cellular component: early endosome; recycling endosome; WASH complex. Lineage: Eukaryota; Metazoa; Chordata; Amphibia; Anura; Ranidae. The record is from RefSeq and is a predicted model, not a curated record. The transcript is spliced from 11 exons.